GAGGCUGAUAACUCAGAUGAUGACUCGGAAGAGACAACACCAGGACCAAGCACUCAGGGACAGCCCAAUAAAGGACGUGGGUUGAGCUGGAAGGCUACUCCAUUGACGCCAGACCUUGCCCAGUUUGAGCAUAAGGACGAAACUGAGCUUGACAGAGAUGGCUGGACCCCACUAAACUAUUUUGAACAGUAUAUAGAUAGAGAUUUGAUGAAAAUGAUUUCAGAUUGCUCUAAUGCUAUGUCAUUGUGUAGGAGUGGGGACCCACUCAACACCUCUGUAGAUGAGGUUUACCACUUUUUUGGUGCCUGUAUUCUGAUGUCCUGCAUCCGAUACCCAACAAUCAGGAUGUACUGGUCCCAAGCCUUGAGAAUCACUGCCAUCACUGACAGAUUCACGCGCGACAGAUUCUUCAGACUGAGGGGAUCAAUAAAAGUGCUAAUCGAUGAUGAUGUGCCAGAAGAUCUGAGGAAGAGGGACAAAUUCUGGAAGGUGAGGCCUUUUCUGGAUCGGAUUCUGCAAGGCUGCAAGUCUCAGAAUCGACCUGAAUGCGCAUCUAUUGAUGAGCAGAUGAUUCCUUUCACAGGAGCCUGUCCAUGCAGACAAUAUCUGCCAAUGAAGCCAAACCCAGUUGGCAUCAAGAACUUCGUUUGUGCUACAGCAGAUGGCAUUGUGCUGGACUUUGAUCUGUAUCAAGGUACAGGUGCACUGCUUGAGCAGGUCGAAGAAGAGGUGGGCCUGGGGUUGGGAGGCUUAGUCUUGGCUCGUCUGUGUCAAACUCUGCAUCGUGGCACAAAAGUGUAUUGUGACCGGUUCUUCACAAGCAUCCGAGGUGUGGAACAAAUGAUGAAGAAGGAGAUGUACAUUACUGGUACAAUAAUGAAGAACAGACUCGCUGGCGCGAAGGAGAAGCUACCCUCUGACAAAACCAUGAAAAACACAGGAAGAGGUACCUCAUCAGAACUUUCCACUGAAGACGGAAAGUUGUGUGUAGUGAAGUGGUAUGACAACAAACCAGUAUUGAUGAUGUCUGUUGUUCAUGGCACAGAGCCUGAAGACACCUGCCAGCGCUGGGACAAGAAAUUGAAACAGUAUGUGACUGUCUCGCGACCAAGCAUUGUCCGUGAGUACAACCUCAAGAUGGGUCGAGUGGAUUUGAUCGAUAGAAUGAUUAGCUACUAUCGCAUGAGCGCCCGUACUAAGAAGUGGACGAUGCGGAUGCUAAUGCACUUCACAGAUCUGGCUUUAGGUAACAGCUGGCUACUCUACCGCAAAGACCUCGCAAUAUGUGCUGCACCAAAGAAGAGCAUCAUGCAGUUCCUUGAGUUCCGUACAGAAAUUGCUACGACCCUCUUGGCCCAGCAUCACGGUCAAGGAAGCCAUGCAGACCUCUCUGAACAGUCAGAGGAAGAAGACAACUCAAAUGAAGGGAACAAACGUCCUGUGACGGCAGUGCCCCAUGUCUCGGUCCGCAGGAGGGCGAAUGCCCAUCUCCCAGAGAUGAUCAGCCUGAAGAACGCGGCGCGCUGCAGGGUAGCAGGCUGCACUGGAAGAACCCGAGUGCGUUGUGUGACCUGCAAAGUGUUCUUGUGCUUGCAAGGCGAUCGCAACUGUUACACAGCCUUUCACACAUAG
Messenger RNA from Eleginops maclovinus (Patagonian blennie), 1632 nucleotides. Its product is annotated as piggyBac transposable element-derived protein 3-like. The coding region runs from base 208 to 1632 and encodes 474 amino acids. The transcript has 2 exons. Lineage: Eukaryota; Metazoa; Chordata; Actinopteri; Perciformes; Eleginopidae. The record is from RefSeq and is a predicted model, not a curated record.